Molecule: messenger RNA, 1761 nt
Organism: Aspergillus aculeatus ATCC 16872
Lineage: Eukaryota; Fungi; Ascomycota; Eurotiomycetes; Eurotiales; Aspergillaceae
Product: ankyrin repeat domain-containing protein
Exons: 1
Coding region: 1-1761 (586 amino acids)
Molecular function (GO): protein binding
Source: RefSeq, a predicted model, not a curated record
AUGGAUUGGGCCUGUUUGGAACAACUCUGGGGGUUGACGAAACGCGAGGGGCUUGAAGGACUCUUUACGCAGAAGAUCUUGUGCGAAAUUUCCGAGGCGAAGCCUGGCUCCUGCUCUCUCCUCGUGCCGAUCAUCGAUGAGUUGGAGGCACAUGCUUUGACACCUACGGCAAGUACAGAUGAUCUCGAGGACAUUAUGGUCGAAACCGUCAAAAAUCUCUGCCACUGUGUCAUGUCGUCCCAGUGCCGCAUCACGACAUGCCAGCAGUUUUUGAGUCCUAACCUUUCAGGCCUCGUGUUUCGCCAUCUGACCGGGCAGGAGCUCAUCAUCGCCGUGUGCACCGGACGCCUCGAGGUGGUACGCGCGUUGCUCAGCCGCGGUUGCAAUGUGAACAGUUACAAUGAGGCUGUGGGGACACCACUUUUCGCGGCUUUCGAGCUUGGUCGAUUGGACAUUGCUCGGUUGCUCCUUGACAGAGGAGCCAACGCAAACAUUGUUGCAUUUGCGAGCAACCCACUGGCCGCGGCUGCUAUGUGGAGAGACGAGCAGACCGUAAAGUUUCUUUUGACGUAUCCAACAGUUGAUGUCAACGUGAGAUGCAACGACGGCACUCCAUUGUUCUGGGCCUGCCAGUCGGGAAAUCUCAGUCUUGUGGAAAUCCUUUUGCGUCACCUUCAGAUCGAUUGGCGUAUUGGGAACGAGGACAACGUGACACCCCUCGGUGCAGCUGCUGGAGGAGAACAUCUGCCGGUGGUCCAAUUGUUUUUCACUAUAUUGCAGGAGCAAGUAAUCUAUGGUGAUUUGGUUGAUCCCUUGUGGAAAGCACUGGUGAAGGACGAUGUCGAGAUUGUGCAGCUUAUCCUUGAUGCACUUGGACAGCGGAAACGCAGUUUCAUCUCCGAAAGGCUUCGAAAUACGGGUCUCUCUAUGCUUUGGUGGGCGACAAGUUGCCGAUGCUCAAAGGUUGUACGCCUGCUCCUGCAGCGCGAGGAUGUGGAUCCGAAUGGUGGACCUGUACCAUGCGAUCGCGAAGCCGGCACUCCUUUAUCAGAAGCUGUCAAAGUUGGAGAAGUAGAUUUUGUGCAGCUUCUCUUGCAGCGAGCAGACUUGGACCCUAACAUUUUGGUUCCUAAUAUCCAAAGCUCCGAUCAUGUGACUACUCUCUACACUGCUGUCUCAUACUGUGAGAUGCUGAUGGUUGAUACUCUCUUGGGAGACAGCCGUGUCGAUGCCAACGCUUCGGAUUCCAAAGGUCAGUCCCCACUCUCCUUGGCGGUCCAAUCUGGUGAGGUGGAUAUUGUCGCAAGGUUUCUCAGUCGGCCCGACGUGAAAGUGAAUGACCUAGACAUGUACAAGCGAUCUGCUGUCUCAUACGCCGCGGAGGAGGGAUGUCUGGGGGUGGUCGAGCUUUUACUCCACCGGCCCGACGCCGAUGUCAGUGUGGUCGAUACCUAUGGAUACACGCCUAUUUUCUGGGCCUCGAUCAAGGGCGAACAUCAGAUCGUUCGUUGUUUACGUGAAAAUGAUGCGUCGCUGGUGUCUUCCCGCACUCCCCAAGGGGAUACCUGUCUCAUGUGCGCGGCGAAACAAGGUUGGUUGCUGGUGGUCAUGGUGUUGAUCGAAUUUGAGGCAGACCCGGCUGUCAGGGAUUCUUGUGGGCGGACUGCAUUGGCGUGGGCUGUCAGAAAUAAACACGAUGCGAUCCAGAGUGUGCUACAUGCCUACAUUUUGCGGCGCGAGUUGCCGAUGAGAGGUGACUGA